AUGGGCUAUCCCAUGGCCGUCAAUCUUCGCUCUAAACUGCCUUCCUCAUCCACUCUUCUAAUCUGCGAUGUUUCAUCCGACGCAAUUUCAAAAUUCCAACAUCAGAUGGCCGAUCAAGGCCCUAUAGAGGUGGUCAAGAGCGGUGCCGAAGCGGCACAAAGAGCAAAUACUGUGAUCACAAUGCUGCCAACGGCAUCAUCGGUAGAAAAAGUCUACCUCGACCCCACCUCCGGUGUACUCGCUGGAGUACUUGAAGCCUCCAGAUCCAAUCCCCAGAAGAAGUUAAUCAUGGAGUGUGGAACAAUUGAGACAGCCACCAUACUCAAAGUCUCCAAAGCCGCACAGGAUGAAGCCACCAAACUGUCUCAAGGCGCACAGCUCGAUUUCGUCGAUGCACCCGUCUCUGGCGGACCGAUGGGCGCGGAGGCAGGCACUCUGACAUUCAUGGUUGGCGCUGCCAACAGGCCCGCCUACGAGCACGCCAAAGAAUACCUCCAGCAUAUGGGCAAGAAGGAGAGCGUGUUCCACUGCGGCGAUGUAGGCGCAGGCACUGCUUUUAAAGUGAUCAAUAACUACCUCAGCGCAAUCACUAGUCUCGCAGCAAGCGAGGCGCUGAACAUCGGCGCUAAGAUGAACCUCGAUCUCAAACUCCUCACCGAUGUCAUCAAUGUCUCGGGUGGGCAAUGCUGGGUGACAAGUCAAUCGAAUCCCGUCCCUGGCAUCCAUGCCAACGCGCCGGCCAGCAGGAACUAUGAGGGAGGCUUCCGAAUCGAGCUCUGCAAGCAUGUGCUUGAGAUGGGAACGUCCCUCGCCGAGAUGGUGGGUGCACGCACGAUCCUGGAUAAACCUACCCUGGCUGCUUUUGAAGAAGCUGCAGCCGACGACCGGUAUAAGGGCAAAGAUGCCAGGGUGGUUUAUAAAUGGCUGAAUGAAAGCCAACGGUAG
Messenger RNA from Exophiala aquamarina CBS 119918, 945 nucleotides. RefSeq lists its product as uncharacterized. The record is from RefSeq and is a predicted model, not a curated record. The transcript has a single exon. Gene Ontology annotation, cellular component: mitochondrion. NCBI's taxonomy places the organism in Eukaryota, Fungi, Ascomycota, Eurotiomycetes, Chaetothyriales, Herpotrichiellaceae. Bases 1 to 945 code for a protein of 314 amino acids. Gene Ontology annotation, molecular function: 3-hydroxyisobutyrate dehydrogenase activity; NADP binding; NAD binding. Gene Ontology annotation, biological process: L-valine catabolic process.